AUGGCUUCUCUAGAGGAAGACGCCUACGGCCUUAGGGUCGAUUCUAAACGUAGUUCCCCUUACGCCAUGAACUAUAAAUUUGCAGCUGAAGCUGAGGGUCAAAAUAAGAAUGAGGAACCAAACAAGUUCCAGAAAAUGAGGAAUAGAUUUCAAAACGAAGGCUCUUCAUUGGUUUGUGUGAAGGCUAUCGAGGGUAUCCUGGAAAAAGAAAAGGGGGAGGCUGCCGCCAGUGCAAACCCAAGCAUAGGAAAGUGUUAUGACCCUGUAGAAAGACCAACCAGGAAUGUUACCACCUUUGCUCCUCAGAUGGAGUCAGCCCGAGGGAUGAGCAGCUUCGGUGACAGGAGAGAGAGCAUAAAUCCUCAUAGCAAAUUCAGCUUCGGUGACAGGAGAGUGAGCAUAAAUCCUCAUAGCAAAUUCACUGAGGAGCCAUUUGGAAAGUUUGUGGAUGACUUUAACUCCCAUUCAGUAGUCCAAGUGUAUAAAGAAAGGAAGAUGGUGAUUGAGAGCCCCUCUUCAAGAGGUGACUGGUCUGAUGUGGAUCAGAUGUCCACAGUCACAGUACCUCAGGAGGAGACAGUUUCACUGGGUCUCCCAGCAGUUUCAGAGCCUGCAUCCUUCACCAGUAGCUAUGCCACGUACGGGCCUCAUUGGUACUGUCGUCCUAAGUAUGACCACCCCAGCUAUGGAGCCAGCAGUACCCAGCCUUCCUACUAUUCCUCCAUGGGCGGCAGCAGCAGCAGCAGCAGCAGCAGCAACACAUUUCAGGCUGAGAGGAGCAACUGGAGUUUGCUGAGUGACUAUUCCUUCGAUUAUACAUUGAGUUCCCGAAACGUGUCCAGAGAUUGGAGGGUAGCAGAGGAAGGCAGAUCCCAGAAUUCUGGUUCAUUUCAUUUCCCCAAAAAUUCGGAAGCAGGGGUGAGGGAGAAUACAACAUAUAAAGAGAUGUUACCAAAUCCAUAUUAUGAAGGAUAUGGAUUUACCCACCUGCCAUGGAACCCCUGGCAGUCAACCCUAUGUGAGGGUUUUAUUGAUACCCAUUGUCACUUGGACAUACUGUAUAACAAGUUGUCUUUCAGAGGGUCCUUUACCAAAUUCAGAAAAAUUUAUAGCCAGACCUUCCCUCAGGAAUUUCAGGGCUGCAUCUCUGAUUUCUGCGAUCCUCGUACCCUAUGUAAUGGCCUAUGGGAGCAUCUGUUGAAAGAGGAUCUGGUUUGGGGGGCCUUUGGCUGUCACCCUCAUUUUGCACAGUACUACAAUGAUUGUUAUGAAAAAACAAUUUUGCAAGCCUUACGGCACCCCAAGGCUGUGGCAUUUGGGGAAAUGGGCUUGGAUUACUCUCACAAGUGCACCACAUCUAUCCCAAAGCAACGCAAGGUAUUUGAGAGACAACUGCAGCUGGCCGUGUCUCUAAAGAAGCCUUUGGUGAUCCACUGCCGAGAAGCUGAUAAAGAUCUGCUGUACAUCAUGAAAAAAUUUGUGCCCUUUGACUACAAGAUCCAUAGGCAUUGCUUCACUGGCAGUUACCCAGAUGUUGAGCCCAUGCUGAAGCACUUUCCCAACAUGUCUGUGGGCUUCACAGCAGUCCUUACUUACAGUUCUGCCUGGGAGGUGCGAGAUGCUCUGAAAAAGAUCCCACUGGACAGAAUUGUCGUGGAAACUGAUGCUCCUUAUUUCCUCCCUCGCUGGGUUUCCAAAAGCAUUUGCAAGUAUACCCACCCAGGCCUGGCCCUGCAUACAGUGCGAGAGAUGGCCAGACUCAAAGGUCAGCCGCUCUCCCACGUGUUGAGCACCUUGCUUAAGAAUACCAGUUGCCUCUACAGUCUUUAA
This is a messenger RNA of Cynocephalus volans (Philippine flying lemur), 1830 nucleotides long. RefSeq names its product putative deoxyribonuclease TATDN2. The coding region runs from base 1 to 1830 and encodes 609 amino acids. The record is from RefSeq and is a predicted model, not a curated record. NCBI's taxonomy places the organism in Eukaryota, Metazoa, Chordata, Mammalia, Dermoptera, Cynocephalidae. The transcript has a single exon. Gene Ontology annotation, molecular function: hydrolase activity, acting on ester bonds.